This is a messenger RNA of Bactrocera tryoni, 1690 nucleotides long. RefSeq names its product probable dolichyl pyrophosphate Glc1Man9GlcNAc2 alpha-1,3-glucosyltransferase (gene xit). Gene Ontology annotation, cellular component: endoplasmic reticulum membrane. Gene Ontology annotation, molecular function: dolichyl pyrophosphate Glc1Man9GlcNAc2 alpha-1,3-glucosyltransferase activity. Bases 72 to 1670 code for a protein of 532 amino acids. Gene Ontology annotation, biological process: protein N-linked glycosylation. The transcript has 5 exons. The record is from RefSeq and is a predicted model, not a curated record. Lineage: Eukaryota; Metazoa; Arthropoda; Insecta; Diptera; Tephritidae.
UUUAUUUUUUUUUAUUAGUUGGCAAAGUAGAAACAAACUACCCAAAUUUUUUCUAAUCAGUGGCUCCAAUAAUGGAGUGCCAUUUCUGGAAGAUUUUCGCUCUAUCUAGCGCAGUUAAAAUAUUGCUAAUUCCUUCGCCUCACUCCACAGAUUUCGAAGUACACCGGAAUUGGUUGGCUAUAACGCAUUCAUUACCCAUAAGUAAAUGGUAUUAUGAAAACACUAGCAAUUGGACGCUUGACUAUCCACCCUUCUUUGCCUAUUUUGAGUGGCUGCUAUCUUAUGCCGCAUCCUUCGUGGAUCCGCAAAUGGUAGUCGUGACAAACCUCAACUAUGCUUCUACGGCUACAAUUUAUUUCCAACGUUGCUCAGUGAUAAUUGUGGAUCUAGUGUUCGCUGUUGGUGUACGACGAUCUCUACGGGCAUUAAAAAUAACGCAAUCAUCGUCACAAUCAUUUGCUGCGGCGAUGUUACUUUUGUUUAACGUAGGAUUGUUAUUUGUGGAUCAUAUGCAUUUCCAAUAUAAUGGUUUCUUAUUUGGUAUUCUCUUGCUGAGUAUAAGUUUUCUGCUGGAGGAACGUUAUCUGCUCUCAGCAUUCACAUUUGCGUCAUUACUUAUGUUUAAGCAUAUUUUUCUUUACAUGGCACCAGCUUUUGCAGUUUAUCUGCUGAAGUUUUAUUGCCUGGAUUCAAAGUGCACAAGGAAUGCAAUAAUUUGUAUAGCUAAAUUGGCAAUUGUCGGUUUAACACCUAUUGUAGCUGCUUUCGGACCAUUCUAUAAUCAGAUGGAUCAGGUUUUUAGUCGCCUAUUUCCAUUCAAACGUGGCUUAACACAUGCUUAUUGGGCGCCAAAUUUCUGGGCCCUAUAUAAUACUGCUGACAAAGUUGUAGCCAAAUUAUUACGCAUUCCAAGUCCAAUAGGCCCAUCAACCACUUCCGGCCUUGUACAAGAGUUUGAACCACAGUUCUUGCCUAACAUAACGCCGCGCACAACAUUUGUGCUGACUUUGCUCUUUAUGUUACCAAUAUUGAUAAAACUCUUUGCCUAUACGUCUAAAAGCGAAUCAAAAGCUACAUUUCUGCGUGCCGUUGUUAUUUGCUCUUGCUCUUCGUUCAUGUUUGGCUGGCACGUACACGAGAAGGCCAUAUUAAUGUGCCUUUUACCACUGUGCUUGCUUUUUGUACUCCUCCCAACGGAUGCCACAUACGCAUACUGGUUAAGCAUUUUUGGUUAUUUCUCGCUAUUUCCAUUACUUCACCAAUCGUGCGUGCUGCUGCUGCGUUACGCUCUCUAUUUAGCCUAUGUCGCAUUCAUGUACGGGCAAUUGGCCAACCUGUAUCCGAACGAGCGCCAAACGAAACUGCAUGUGUUAGAAAAGCUUUACACAGUUGGUUGUGUAUUGAUUCCCAUAUACGAACAUUUCAUAAGUCCAUUUUUGCAUUUAGACAAAACACUGCCAUUUUUACCGCUAUUACUGACAUCACUUUACUGUGGUCUAGCUGUUACAUACUUUUUCAUUCGUUAUUAUUUACAUGCACUAGCUAUAAGUCCCAGUGCAUCUUUUACAACUAAAACUAAUUUUAAGCCCAAUACAACAACUACAAAAACCGUUAAAGCUAAGGAUAAGUCAAAAUCAAAGUUGUUCAAGUCAAAGCUGAAGGCGCAAUAAAAGUAACUGUUGUAUUGUAA